AUGUUACCAUCACGACAACCUCAGUCCUUUGCGAACGCGAGUCUAGCCCGAGCCACCCAGAGACGAAAUUACGUCGAUCUUCCUGCUCUAGACAAGAAAUGGCGGGAGAAGUGGGAAGCCUCCAAGGCUUCUUCCACCACCGCAGCGGACUCUGGCAAACCGAGCAAAUAUGUCCUUCCCAUGUUCCCGUACCCGUCAGGCGUCUUGCACCUCGGCCAUUUCCGAGUCUACACGAUCGCCGACGUUCUCGCUCGAUACCACAAGUUACAAGGCUCUGAAGUAAUGCUGCCAAUGGGCUGGGAUGCCUUUGGAUUGCCGGCUGAAAACGCUGCCAUUGAACGUGGAAUCGACCCCGCAGUCUGGACUAAGUCCAAUAUAGCCAAGAUGAAGGAGCAGCUGGAGGUCAUGAACGGCACAUGGAACUGGGAAAGGGAGCUCGCCACUUGCGACCCCGAAUUCUACAAGCAUACCCAGAAGCUCUUCUUGAUGAUGCUCGAACGAGGUCUGGCGUACCAAGACGAAGCCGAGGUCAACUACGAUCCCGUUGACAUGACUGUUCUAGCGAACGAACAAGUUGACUCGAACGGAUGCUCUUGGAGGUCAGGCGCCAAGGUUGAGAAGCGCAAACUCAAGCAGUGGUUCUUCCGCAUCUCCGAGUUCAGAGAGUCGCUGUUGAACGACUUGGAUACUCUGGCCAAGAACGAAGCGUGGCCCGAGAGAGUCCUAGCUCAGCAAAAGAAUUGGCUUGGAAAGUCCACGGGCGCCAUCAUCAAGUUCCCAGUCUUGGCCAUGGGACAUGACAUUCACGCCGGCAUUGAGAUCUUUACGACUCGACCAGACACUCUGUUCGGUGUUCAGUACGUUGCGCUGGCUUCAACGCACCCUAUUGUGACAUCCUUGGCCAAGAGCGAUCCGGAGCUGCAGGCUUUCUUGGAUACUCUUCCGGGAUUGCCUCGCGACUCCAAGGUUGGCUACUUGCUUCCGCAUGUGAGGGCUAUCAACCCCUUGGCUUACCAUGAGAACACACCGGAUGCUACGAAGGCGUCGAUCCCUGUGUACGUUGCGCCGUACGUCCUCGGAGACUAUGGCGAAGGUGCCGUCAUGGGAGUUCCUGGCCAUGAUCUCCGCGACAAUGCCUUCUGGAAAGAGCAUCACUAUGACGAGCCUGUGAGAUUUGUCUUGGCAGCGUCCGAGGACGAGUCCACAUCUGCAAUGGCGAAUGAGCCAUUUGUUGAGCAUGGAGUCAUGUCAGCUAACAGCGGCCCGUUCAAGGGCAAGUCUUCCGAGGAGGCAGGCCGCAUGUUGGUUGGAAUACUUGAGGCAGCAGAGCUGGCCAAGCCAGUCGAGAAAUGGAGGCUGAGAGAUUGGCUGAUCAGCCGCCAGCGAUACUGGGGAGCACCCAUUCCUGUCGUCCAUUGCGGCUCUUGUGGUCCAGUACCUGUCCCGGAUGAUCAGCUCCCCGUCAAAUUGCCUGUCGUGGACGAGCACUGGACGAAGGGAAAGCCCGGAAACCCCUUGGAGAGAGCCGAAGAUUGGGUCAACACCAGCUGUCCCAAGUGUGGUGGUCAUGCCAAGCGGGAUACCGAUACCAUGGAUACCUUUGUGGACUCGAGCUGGUACUUUGCGCGUUUCGCCGACCCUCAUAAUGUAAAUGAGCCCUUGUCGGCUGAAGCGGCAAAGAACUUGCCCGUCGACUUGUACAUUGGCGGCAUAGAGCACGCUAUCUUGCAUUUACUCUACGCCAGGUUCUUCUACAAGUUCAUGGCAACAACGCCGCUGUUCCCAGCCUCGGCAGAAGGCGCGAUUCAUGAGCCUUUCAGCCGAUUGAUUACCCAAGGUAUGGUACAUGGCAAGACUUUCACCGAUCCGAAGACUGGGAAGUUCCUCAAGCCGGAUGAGGUGGAUUUGACGGACCCCUCGAACCCCAAGGUUGUCGCUACUGGAGACACAGCAACUGUAUCCUUCGAGAAGAUGUCCAAAUCCAAGUACAACGGCGUUGAUCCAUCCGAAUUCGUGGCCAAGCAUGGUGCCGAUCCUGCACGAGCUCACAUGCUCUUCCAAGCCCCUGUCAGCGAGGUCCUUAACUGGGAUGACAACAAGAUCAGUGGCAUUACCCGAUGGCUCCAAAGAUUGCAUGACCAUGCAGAGAAGAUUCAGAAGUCGGGUACUGAGGCAACAUCCGUCAAGGCGUAUUUGGAGGAACGUUCAAAUACCUUGUCCCAGAAGGCUGAGGAUCUGGCCAUUUGGGAUGCUGACGCCGCCAUCUGGAGGGCCGUCCAAGGAGCAAUUGACUCCACCACCCAGUCUUACGAGGCAGUGUAUCCUAUGAACACUAUCAUUUCGGACCUGAUGAGCCUGACCAACACUUUGUUGGAGAAUACCGGUGCAAGCGCAUUCAUUCAGAGGGAGGCCGUCUCGGUCCUCCUUCGAUUGAUGGCUCCUAUCACUCCGGCCUUUGCUGAAGAAUGCUGGAGUAUCCUCUACCCGAACGGCGGCUCCAUCUUCGCAUCCUCCUUCCCGGUGAAGGAUAACACCGAGUCAAUGUUGACACCCCGGAGGCAGCCUGUGGCGAUCCAAAUUAACGGUAAGCUGCGCGGUGUCGCCGAGGUUCCUACUCCUCCCUCUGGUCUGAAUGGCGAUGCGCUAAGGGACUGGAUGGUCGAGGAGGUCAUGAAGUCGGAGGAGGGCAAGACCAAGUUCUCAGGUGGCCAAUAUGACAUUAGAUCCCCCAAGAGAGUCAUCGUCGCUCGUGGUGGUAAGACGAUGAACUUCUUGGUCUAA
Colletotrichum karsti is the source of this 2781-nucleotide messenger RNA. RefSeq names its product leucyl-trna synthetase. Gene Ontology annotation, biological process: mitochondrial translation; leucyl-tRNA aminoacylation. The transcript is spliced from 2 exons. Gene Ontology annotation, cellular component: mitochondrion. The coding region runs from base 1 to 2781 and encodes 926 amino acids. Lineage: Eukaryota; Fungi; Ascomycota; Sordariomycetes; Glomerellales; Glomerellaceae. The record is from RefSeq and is a predicted model, not a curated record. Gene Ontology annotation, molecular function: leucine-tRNA ligase activity; ATP binding; aminoacyl-tRNA deacylase activity.